AGCCCAUGACAAGUAGAUGAAACGAGACACUUGCACAGAAGUAAAAAAAUUCUCUUGUUUGCUCGACGAAUCGAAAUCGCCAUGAGUGAAGAAGGUCCCAAGCUUUACACCAAUAAACCCAAGAAGAAGGACAUUAUUGCUCAGCUGAAGCACGUCGAGGCUAAUUUCAAGAAUCCCACCGGACCUCCAUCAUCAGCACCGUCUCCGGCUGCAGCUGCGGCGGCUUCGUAUACGAUGGGUGGUUCUGUUCCUCCUCCUCCUCCGCCUCCUAAGGAAUCGUUCGCUCGAAGGUAUAAAUUUGUCUGGCCGCUUCUCCUCACCGUCAAUCUCGCCGUCGGAGGAUACCUUUUCUUUAGGACUAAGAAAAAGGACAUAGAUCCUGAAAAUGAAGAGAUAGCUGCUAAAUCAGGUUCAGUCGCAGCGGCUCCUGUUAGCAUUGAAAAGCCUGUGUCUUCCACAGUGGUUGCAGAGCCAGUGGUGGUCAAGGCACGUGAGCCAAUACCGGAGAAGCAGCAACGUGAGCUCUUCAAAUGGAUGUUGGAUGAGAAAAGGAAAGUCAUCCCGAAAAACGCAGAAGAGAAGAAGCGGAAUGAUGAAGAAAAAGCGAUUCUGAAACAAUUCAUAGGAUCCAAAACCAUUCCUACUCUCUGAUUAAAAAGUUCAGCUACUGUUGAUUUGGUUUCAGUUCUUAUUCUUGUGGAUAUCAAAUGUUUUGCUUUUGGAAAGAAAAAAAAUUAGUCUUGAUGUUGAAACCAGUAACUUUGGAAUCUUAGUUUCAUUCAUCCU
Molecule: messenger RNA, 786 nt
Organism: Eutrema salsugineum
Lineage: Eukaryota; Viridiplantae; Streptophyta; Magnoliopsida; Brassicales; Brassicaceae
Exons: 3
Coding region: 82-651 (189 amino acids)
Source: RefSeq, a predicted model, not a curated record